AUGAGGAAUGGGAGAUGGAGGGAGGGGUGUAUCCACAUAGGGCUCAGUAGGCAGACGCAUGCGGCUGUAAAGAGAGGUGGUGGGAGUUGCACAAACGCUAAAACAACCAGCCGCGGCUCGCGCGUCAGGAUACGGGAGGCAGCUGUGAUUUCCUGAAGAAAUGCUGGGAUUAAAUUGGAAAUAACUGAGAGGGGAGAACGCUCUUAGCGCUGGGUAACUUGUGGGAUAUAGAGAGGUAGGAGACUAGAGUGGAAACAAAGGAUAAAGCUGCAGAGGAGGUAGAGAGGAAGAAGAAAAGCCACAGGAUAAGGUGGGCAAACAUCAGAGCAGCGCUGUCGACCUCUGCCUGCGGUGAAGCGAUGACUGUCCAGCUGAGCGAGCUUCUCUUCAUCUACCUCACCAUCACGCAGGGCGGCUGUACGUUCCCCAACAACCACUGGGGUGAAUGGAACGACUCUCAGCUCCAGCCCACCAUCCAGAGACUCAUGAAGGGAUACAACCGCUACCUUAGACCCAAUUUCAACGAAGGUCCCGUGGAAAUUGGUAUGAGUCUAGAUAUCGCCAGCAUUGAUGCCAUCUCUGAAAUAAACAUGGACUACACAGCAACCAUUUUCCUCCGUCAGCGGUGGCGCGAUUCCAGGCUGGUGUUUCCCGGCAACGAGAGCGUGAGUGUGGACGGCCGGCUGGUGUCGCUGCUCUGGAUCCCGGACACCUUUAUCCCGGACUCUAAGCGCUCCUUCCUGCACGAUGUGACAGUGGAGAACCGUCUCAUACGAAUAUUCAGCAACGGCACCGUGCUUUACGCCCUACGCAUCACGGCUACGAUUGCCUGCAACAUGGAUCUGACCAAAUACCCCAUGGACAAACAGGUGUGCACCCUGCAGCUGGAGAGCUGGGGCUAUAACAUACAGGACGUAGUGUUCUACUGGACAAGAGGCAAUGAUUCCGUGAAGGGUUUGGACACCCUGCGGCUGGCUCAGUACAGCGUGGAGAGCUACUAUACCUCCGUGUCGGAGGCCGUGUACGAAACAGGUCAUUACCCCAAGCUGGUGCUGCAUUUCUCCCUCCGCAGAAAUGUCUUGUUCUUUAUCUUGGAGACAUAUGUUCCCUCCACUCUGCUCGUGGUUCUCUCCUGGGUGUCUUUCUGGAUAAGCCAGUCGUCCGUGCCGGCUCGAACGUGCAUUGGGGUGACGACCGUCUUGACCAUGACCACUCUCAUGAUGGGUGCCCGCACAUCCCUGCCCAACGCGAACUGCUUCAUAAAGGCCAUAGAUGUUUACCUGGGCAUCUGUUUCACCUUCAUCUUCGGUGCACUGCUGGAAUAUGCUUGCGCUCAUUUUUACACAAUGCAGCAUCAAACCAUAGUGGAUUUACACAGGGAGCUUUUGAGGGAGUUUGCCGAGUCUAACGGAAAUGGCGUGGUCCCGAUUGUCAGCUCCAGCCAACCCACCCAGUCCGUGGAUGUGGGCUCCACCGCAGAGGAGCCGACCGAGGGGCCGGCGAACAGCGACGUUAAGAACCACGCCGCAUCAACAGAAAAAGCGCCGAGUCAGGGCUGCGGCUUGUCAUCCGUGAAAGAUGCCUCGCGCAGAGCCGCCGCGGUCUUCGUCGUGGAGAACCCACACAACAUCGACAGCCAUGCCCGCACCGUUUUCCCUGCAGCGUUUCUCUUUGUCAACAUCCUGUACUGGCUCUAUUAUCUCUUCCUCUGAGUGCCGAUCACAUUUCAUUCCACCGUUCCUACCUCCUCAUUGUUGGUGUCAGCACCAGUUGCCAGUGGCUGGACCUGGAUAUAUAUAUAUGAUAAAACAUAUUUUGUAGCACGCAGAAAUAAACUGUUUUAGGGAAACGCAUAGACGAGAGGCAGUCAGUCAGGACUGUGCUCUCUGCUGAAAAAUGGCGUUAAUCAUGUUAACUGCUCUUCCAGUGUUAGUAUAGAGGGAUGGGAUGACAAAUAUAAUUUCUUUUGUCUGUGCCUUCUAAAGAAUUCAUACUCACUGAAUUUUUCCACAUCUGAGGUUACAAUCACAAACCUCAAUGCGUUUUAGUGCGUUU
Messenger RNA from Fundulus heteroclitus (mummichog), 2055 nucleotides. RefSeq names its product gamma-aminobutyric acid type A receptor subunit pi (gene gabrp). The transcript has 10 exons. Gene Ontology annotation, biological process: signal transduction; chemical synaptic transmission; nervous system process. Gene Ontology annotation, molecular function: GABA-A receptor activity; extracellular ligand-gated monoatomic ion channel activity; neurotransmitter receptor activity. NCBI's taxonomy places the organism in Eukaryota, Metazoa, Chordata, Actinopteri, Cyprinodontiformes, Fundulidae. The coding region runs from base 360 to 1712 and encodes 450 amino acids. Gene Ontology annotation, cellular component: synapse; neuron projection; membrane. The record is from RefSeq and is a predicted model, not a curated record.